AUGAAGAUGAUCGCAGAUGGGUUAAAUGAAGAAUCAAUGAUUUUCCUGAAAGAAAUCACGAAUCCAACAGAUAAUGUGGAGAUUCAAUACUUGGCAACAAACGUCGACCGUCAAUUUCAGGAUAAAGAAGGCAUGGGCUGGAUUUCUCACGUGAUUGCGAAUUCGACUCGGCCACUGCACGUUCUGCGUCACCUGAUCCCGUUCGGAUUUCCGGUCAACUUAGCCGAUAAUAAUGGAGCGAUGCCGCUACAUUACACAGUGAAAAACUGUAAAAUCGAAGAAGACAAGCUUGGAAUCAUCCUCAUCCUCCUCGCAAAUGGUGCAAAGGUCGAUGCGAAAACUUCUGAUGAAAGUAUGACAGCCCUGAUGAUGGCCUGCUGCUUAGGUGAUGUCCAAUCUGCGGAAUUGCUACUUGCUCGGGGAGCGUCAAUCCACGCCACAGCUUUGGAGUCACAAAUCAUUUGCAUUUUCAGAUUUUUUUGCAGGAAUAUUGUUCUAGGGAAAGCUAAAUUUUUGCAUGCAAGAAUGAAUACAUUGAAUAUUUUGGGCAAUUACAUCCGCACUUUGAGCAAUCCACUUAUACGCAAGCAUCCAAAAACAAUAACCCGCUCUCUCGACACUCAAAAUGUUACGCAGAAAGAUGCAUAUGUUGACUCCGUCAAAGCUUGGUUUCAAAUUUUAAAAAAGACAUAA
Molecule: messenger RNA, 693 nt
Organism: Oikopleura dioica
Lineage: Eukaryota; Metazoa; Chordata; Appendicularia; Copelata; Oikopleuridae
Source: the annotation of a GenBank genome assembly